Cynoglossus semilaevis (tongue sole) is the source of this 1274-nucleotide messenger RNA. It is a transcript of the gene rom1a, whose product is annotated as retinal outer segment membrane protein 1a. The record is from RefSeq and is a predicted model, not a curated record. The transcript has 4 exons. Gene Ontology annotation, cellular component: plasma membrane. The coding region runs from base 15 to 1055 and encodes 346 amino acids. Gene Ontology annotation, biological process: visual perception. Lineage: Eukaryota; Metazoa; Chordata; Actinopteri; Pleuronectiformes; Cynoglossidae.
CUGUGCUUGCAAACAUGGUGGUGAUGAAGAUGAAGUUUCCCUUUGAGAAAAGGGUGAAACUAGCCCAGGGACUGUGGCUACUGUCCUGGUGUGCCACAAUGGCUGGGGCUAUGACCUUCAGCCUAGGAUGCUUCCUUAAAACGGAACUCCACAGGAGAGCAGAGCUAAUGGACAACUCAAACAUACACAUUGUUCCCAACACCUUCAUGAUUGUUGGUCUGGUCUCUAUGGGAACCAACUUCUUUGCUUCGAAGAUCUCUCAGGAUGCUCUCGACGCUGCGCGGUUUCCUCGCUGGAAGAACUUUUUGAAACCCUACUAUGCCGUGUCUUGUUUUUUCACCACCCUCAUGCUGCUUGCUGUUAUCAUGAGCUACGUAAUGAAGGGCAGCCUGGAGUCGUCCCUGAAGAUUGGCUUAAAAAAUGGCAUCCGGUUCUACAAGGACACAGACACACCAGGACGCUGCUUCCAGAAACAGAACAUCGAUCGGUUGCAGAUGGAGUUUCAGUGUUGUGGAAACAAUGACUUAAGGGACUGGUUCGACGUGCAGUGGAUCAGCAACCGUUACCUUGAUUUCAGCUCUAAGGAAGUGAAAGACUACAUAAAGAGCAAUGUGGAUGGCCGUUACUUGGUCCACGGUGUCCCAUUUAGUUGCUGUAACCCCAGCUCUCCACGACCAUGCAUUCAGCAUCAGAUCACCAACAAUUCCGCUCAUUAUAACUAUGACUACCAGACAGAGGAGCUCAACAUCUAUGUCCGAGGCUGCAGAGAGGCCCUGGUCAACUAUUACAUGGGUCUGAUGAACACCAUCGGAACUGGAGUGCUGUCUGUCUUUGCCAUCCAGACUUCUGUGCUGGUGAGUUUGAGGUUCCUGCAGACAGCAAUGGAGGCAGUUAUUGGGAACGAAAAUAUAGAAAUCGAGACAGAAGGUUACCUGCUUGAGAAAGGCGUUAAAGACACCAUCAUGGAGUAUAUUGACCCUAUCCUGAAGUUCUUCCUUCUCACAAACCAGGUUGAGGAAGGAACAGAGGAAACAAAGCCUCCAGCUACUUCCUAGAUCACAUGUGUACAUAUACUUGUAAAAAGGACAAUCAUAAUUGACAAUUUUCAAUCUUCGAGAAACAACCCUUUCCAGAUUUUUUGUGAAUAAAUAAAGUGGUAUCUUGGCUCUAACGUCAUAAACUCAACAAUAAUAUUUAUAAUUUGCUUAAAUAAUCUCUUUCUCUACUGUUUUACUGUUUUUACUAUAUUUCAAUUCUCAUCAGUCAUAAGUUAU